AUGGAGUUACUGCAAUGGCUCGGAGUUUUGGGACUGUUUUUGGCAAUUUUUCAUAUCUGCCUUGCUGUCUAUAACGUGUUCCUCCACCCUCUUCGAGCCUACCCUGGUCCAAAGCUAGAUGCAGCAUCUCAACUCGUCUAUGUCUAUCACAUGAUAAAGGGCGACAGUUGCAAGUAUAUUGCAAGCCUACACGAGAAAUAUGGCGAAGUCGUUCGAACAGGCCCGAAUGAAAUCUCAUACAUGACGGCUUCCGCGAACAAGACAAUUUUUGGAAACAAGACCACGGAAGACAGGGCAUUUGAAAAGAAUCCCGCUGUUUAUAUUCAAGGAUCUGGUGCAGCGCAGAACAUACUGUUCGCGAGUACUCGCGAGCAUCCGCGAUACAAAAAGCUCAUGGCUCCUGCAUUUUCGGAACAGGCUAUCAAAGAACAAGAGCCGAUGAUCCAAGAAUACACGAGUCUCAUGAUUGACGCACUGCGACACAAUCGGUCGGGAGAAGCUUACUAUCCUGAUGAGAACGGAGUUGUGAACAUGGGGGCGUGGGUCAAUUUCAUUAUCUUUGAUAUUUUGAGCGCCUUGUCCUUUGGAAAGCCAGUAGGCUGUCUCCCUUCUGCGGAUUAUCACCCCUGGGCGCUGAAGCCUUAUCAUCCUCUGCUGGAAAAGCUUAUCCCCGGAGAUAUCAGUAUACCAUAUCAAACUCAUAUGGAGAAUGCCCGAAAACAUUUGCGGGAGAGGGAGCAAGACAAAAGUAUUUCUCGUGCAGAUUUCGCCUCAUUUAUUCUGAAAGGGAUGACUGAAGACGAACUCCUUGACAACAUUAAUAUUUUAGCCACAGCAGGAAGCGAAACCACAGCGACAACUAUUUCUUCUGUCCUCUACUAUCUCGCUCAUAACCCGGAGGUUUACCAGAAGUUAGUGAGCGAAAUUCGAUCUAGCUAUUCCUCGGAAGAGGAGAUCACAUUCAAUUCGGUCAGCGGCCUCGGUUACCUCAAGGCUGUAAUCCAAGAGACCUUUCGCAUCCAUCCAUCUGUUCCAGUCGGCCUGCACCGCAUAACACCGAAAUCAGGCAGCUAUAUUGAUGGAAAUUGGGUACCGGGAGGGACAUGGGUUUCAGUGGCCCUCCUCGCAGCUUACAGAUCUCCAAGGUAUUGGCGCCGCCCAGAGGAGUUCAUCCCUGAGCGGUGGCUCGGAGACCCCGAAUUCGAAUCAGACAAUCGGCAAGUCUGGGCCCCCUUCUCUAUUGGACCGAGAAAAUGUGUUGGAAUAAAUUUGGCAUAUCUAAACAUGCGCCUGAUAAUUACUCGACUGCUCUGGAACUUUGACCUCGAAGCACAACCGGACAAUACCGACCCGCAUGAGAUGAAAGAGUUCGGGGUUUGGCAGGGACUAGUUCCCCUGAAUCUGAAAGUGCAUGACGUACGCUUUGGAAAAUGA
This is a messenger RNA of Penicillium soppii, 1434 nucleotides long. RefSeq names its product cytochrome P450. The coding region runs from base 1 to 1434 and encodes 477 amino acids. Gene Ontology annotation, molecular function: monooxygenase activity; oxidoreductase activity, acting on paired donors, with incorporation or reduction of molecular oxygen; iron ion binding. NCBI's taxonomy places the organism in Eukaryota, Fungi, Ascomycota, Eurotiomycetes, Eurotiales, Aspergillaceae. The record is from RefSeq and is a predicted model, not a curated record. The transcript has 5 exons.